This is a messenger RNA of Microplitis mediator, 2834 nucleotides long. Its product is annotated as organic cation transporter protein-like. The coding region runs from base 255 to 1901 and encodes 548 amino acids. The transcript is spliced from 7 exons. Gene Ontology annotation, cellular component: membrane. NCBI's taxonomy places the organism in Eukaryota, Metazoa, Arthropoda, Insecta, Hymenoptera, Braconidae. Gene Ontology annotation, biological process: transmembrane transport. The record is from RefSeq and is a predicted model, not a curated record. Gene Ontology annotation, molecular function: transmembrane transporter activity.
UAUUUAGUCUGAUAAGUAGCGCCUCGAAAAUUAAAACGUCAUUUCUAUUUAUUUCUAUUUAUUUGUUAUUUUUCUUUAACUGUACGACUUAUUAGUUUUUUACAAAAUAUAUCGUUAUAAUUUCCCGUGCUUCUUUAUUUCCUUAGCUCAUUAUUCCUUUGUACCCAAUUUGUGCGGGUGUGGCUCGACUUGUGCUUAUACUGUACUACAUUAUUACGUUCAUUUGUGAUAUAAAAAAAAUAGUUGAAUAAGAAAUGAGUAAAAAGGAAAUAAAAUUUAUGGAAGAGAGGUGUCUUUUACUAGCUAUCGAGGAUCUAGGAAAAGGAUCAAAACUUCUUUGGAUUACUUGUAUUAUCAAUUUUUCAAUAUCAAUAUUGUAUGGACUUAAUUCUAUGUCCUAUGUCUUUAUCGCUGAGAUACCUGAGUACUGGUGCUAUACACCAGAACUUAUAGAUUGGACUACAGACCAGAUCAAUAACAUUUCCAUGGUUGAUAAAUGUCUAAAAUAUGAUCAUAAUUAUACACAUCUUGCUGAUUUGGGAUUUGAAGAAGCCACAAAAUAUGUAAAUAAUUUUGAACCAAUGCCAAGUACAGUAUCUUGCUCGAUGUUUAUGUUUGAUGACAGUGAAAGAUCGACGAUUGUUAAUGAAUGGCAAUUAGUGUGCGACAACAAAUUACAUCGAGCAAACACAUUUUUGAUGUAUUCGUUGGGAAUGAAUUGUGGUUCGUCAUUUCUAGGAGUAUAUGCAGAUAAAUAUGGCCGAAAAAAUUCAUUAAUCAUUAGUAUAAUAUUGCAAAUUAUUGCUGGACCUUUAAGUGCAUUGGUACCAUGGUUUUGGGCUUAUCUUAUUUUGAAAUUUUUGACCGGAAUAAGUACGGGUGCUAUGUAUUCUUCAGGGUAUACUAUUUUGUCGGAAAUUGCGACAAGCAACAGAAUAAAAGUGUUUGCUGGUAUUACUGAUAUUACAUUUUCAAUAGGAACUUUUCUCCUCAUAGGUAUGGCUUAUUUUUUGCAAGAUUGGAGACAGUUACAAAUAGCCAUAUCAUGUUUCAUUUUGCCGAUUAUUGUAUUGAUUUGGUUCAUACCAGAAUCACCACGAUGGUUGAUAUCACAAAACCGUCAUGAUGAAGCUCAAAAAAUAAUUUAUCAACAUCAUAAAUCGUUUGUCAUGACAUCGACUAGUACUAUUGAAAGCCCGACAAGUGAACCGCGAAUAUUAUCAGUAGAAUGUAAAGAAAAACUAGAAGAUCGUAAAGGUUUUUUUCAUCGCAACUUCGAAAGUUUAAAAAUUCUGUUCACAAAUUACGAUUUGAGGAAAAAAACUUUCAUUAUGGAUUUUUCAUAUUUCGUUACUGCGACGGGAGGUUAUAUGCUAGUCUUCAGUGUUGAUAAUUUCAAAUCGAGCCGUUAUUUAUAUAUGUCAAUACUGGCAGUUAAUGAAAUACUAGGAGUCUUAGCAAUUACAGUGAUACUUAAAUUUUUUACCAGUCGAAAAUCACUUAUCAUGAUUUACACAGUUGCAUUUAUUUUAAUGGUAACAAUUUCAGCUAUCCCUGAAGAAAAUAAAAAUAUAAUUAUGGGAUUAGCAUUAGCAGGGAAAUUUUGUUUUGCCGCAAGUUUUACUGUCAACUUGGCACUUCUUUCGGAACUGUUUCCUAGCAAUGUUAGAAAUACAGCAUUCGGAACGUGCUUAGUAACGGGACAAACUGGAUGCAUGAUUGCGCCAUAUAUUGUUGAUUUACUUGGCAAUGUUGCUUGGUGGGCUCCUACUACACUUUCUAGUGUUCUAUCUCUCAUGGCCGGACUUUUCUGUUUUGCUAUACCUCAAACAAAACUAAAUAACGGAAAAGGUACUUGUGUAGACGGAGAAGUUACUAAAUCGGGUCACAAUUCCAAAUAAGAAGUAAUCAAUGAUAAAAGUAACGCAUGUUACCAAAGAGGACUUUCUGCCCCAAUUAUGUAAAAUUAACCAUUAAGAAAUAAAUUAUGUUCCUAUUUGUUGAACGAAAAAUAAUUAAGUUUAAAAUUUUUGUGGAGUCUCGAAGAGCUCGACAAUACUUUUGUAUGCCAUUGUCUUAAAAAAAACCAUUUUUUAGCAUUUCUUUCUCCCACGAUAUCUCGCGAACGAAUUAACCGAUUUUGAUGGUUGAGGCGGCAAUCGACAUGUUUGAUCAAGUUCUAAAGCUGAUCAAAUUUUGAAAUUGAUUUUUCGAGUCGUUUUUGAGAAAUUUCAAAAAAACCAAAAAGAAAAUUUUUUUUGAAUUCUUUCGUCAACGUUUUCUCUUGAACGAAUAAACCGAUUUUGAUGGUUGACGUGGCAUUUGACGCGGCUUGUAAAGUUUUAGAGCUGAUUAGAUUUUGGAAUCAAUCCAUCGAGCAAAAUAAAAGUUAUCCAAAUAAAACAUUUUUGAAAAAAUUUUAUUUUUGAAAUAUCUCCGAACGCACUCUACCGAUUAAGCUCAAAUUUUUACAGCUUCAAGAUAUUGACAAGCCGCGUCGAAUGACACCUUAAAGUUCAAAAUCGGUUCAUCCGUUCAAAAGAUACAGGUAUUUACAUACGUACGUACAUACAUACAUACAUAUACUCGGACAUCAUCUUGAAAUUAGUCAGAAUAGCUUCCUAGGACCUAAAAACGUCGACAUCUGAUGAAAAUUCGAUUUUCGUAAAUCGGACCGAAACCAAUAACUUCCCGAAUUUUUGAAAAUUCACAAUUUCCUUAGCGGGAAGUUAAAAAUGUCUAAAAAAUGUUUAAAAGUAUUAUUGACCUUGAUUUUCAAAUUCGAAAAUAUGUAUAAUUUUUUUGAAACUGAGUGUAUUUAUUUAAUAAAAUAG